This is a messenger RNA of Ooceraea biroi (clonal raider ant), 5706 nucleotides long. RefSeq lists its product as uncharacterized. Lineage: Eukaryota; Metazoa; Arthropoda; Insecta; Hymenoptera; Formicidae. The record is from RefSeq and is a predicted model, not a curated record.
AUGUCGCACUCAGAGUUGAUCAGUGAUCUGGACGUUCCUGAAAAUCCGCAGCAUCCCUGUCAGUGUUCCGCGAUCAACAAUAUGGAUCCUAUAAGGACACCGAGGGACAGAGCGGAAAGGAACAUGGGCAGCACCAGGAUCCCCAACAAUUCAGAUCUCCCACGAAGUCUGGAGACCUUACAGAAUGCUUUCGAGCCGAUACGAAGAUUGGAGAGUCCCCACACGGAUAAUUCGCAGCUCAGCCUGGACAGUAGCAGAAGCGUUGACCUUCUGGAACAUCAAACGAAUAUAUCACCCAAUCCUAGAUCCGUCACUAAUCAGAGUUCGAUGUUAUCGCUUCACUCGCACAAUAUCUCCUGCAGUCCGCGCAAUCUAGACCUGUCUCGCAACCUGGCUUUCGAGGCAGCUCGAAGGGUCCAGGAAAGCUCAAACCUACAGGAUAAUCAGCACAGCUUGGCCUCCAGCCCCAAUCGUCUAGAAGUCGGUCCGAAUCUGUUUGAAGCGACCAGCAAAGAUCUGGAUAAACAACUGGAAGACGUUCAGGCCGGUUUGUCGUCGCAGAAGCAAAGCUGCAGCAAGGACAAGCUAAAGAACGUGCAGCAGGUGCUGAACCCGUAUCAGCAUCACCACGAGCCCACGGCGGUAGAACGUGGUGUACAUGGACAUUUUCAUGGAGACAUGCAUACCCAUAUUUACAAGCACGCUGAUAACUUCCGCAGCAACGCGAAUCUAGACGCUGGCGAGGGUCUGAUGGGCUUCCAGCAGCAUCAGCGACAGCAUACGCACCAUCACCACGGUAACACGAAAGCGAGCCAUCAUCACGGAUCCAACGUGCAUCACGCGCACACGCAGGCUAUGAGUGGAUAUCACCAUGGGAAUUUGGUGACGACAGGUCUCAGCCAUGUCCAUGGAAAUUCCGGUCUAAGUGCGUCUGGUAAGAAUCCUUCAUCUUCUGCGAUCAGUUCCGGUCCUAUCAACCAAACCAGCUCCACCCCGACUGGACAUCAUCAUCCAGCUUCGAUGCCCAUCGCGGCCACGAUAAAUCACGUAAACUCACCCCACAGUCAUCAUCGACUUGGCACCAGCACCGGUUUGACCCACCACACGAGUUCCGCUUUUCCCAGCGAUCAUCACGGCGCUUCCGGUGCUCUGAGCGGCGCGUCGUCCAACUCGAGCAUGAUGAACCACGGUGGAUCGCCCACCGUGCACCGACACGUAGUCAACAGCAGCCUGUCGACGACGCCUUUGGGUGGUCAUCAUCACGGCAGCUCAUCCGGGAGUCUAACCGGUCAGUCCAGCGUGAAUCAUCAUCAUGUCAGCUCCGGUAUAUCAUGUGAAUCGUCGUCGUCCAACGCCAAUACUAGGACUCAUAGCAGACUAGACCACGUUCACGAUCAUCAUCAUCACCUACAAGCGGUACACUCGUUGCACACGAGCCAUUCUGAUACUAGACCAAGAGAUCGCGCUCCUUCGAGCUUGGAUCAUCACGGACAUCAUCACGGUCAUGUGCACAAUCAUGGCCACCAACAUGGACAAAACGAUCUGAAGAAUGCGUCCCUUAUAGGCGCCGACGCCAUUCAGGUUUCGGCUCCUACAAAGAAUAAAUGUCAAUGUCACGUGGUGCAGCAACCCGGUGGAAAUAAUAGAGGAACGGAGGGCGAGAGUGACGGAGGCGUCGAGGUAGCAUCAAGAAUGCAUCAACCCCCUGCCCUUCCGCCACGACCACCGCCAAAACCGACAAGACGUUACGAGACAACUGCUACUAACCAAUGUCACACCGGCGAAGGCGGCUGCUGCAAGAAGUACGUUGUCCUUUGCUGCCUAUGCGGUGGGGUGAGUGCGGCGGUCGGCAGCCUCUUUUUGGCGGUCCAUGCGGUCCUCUCGGCCCACACGGCCAGUCUAGCGCUCUUCGAGACCGUGCCGUCUUACAUUCCUGGCAUUAUGUUGAUCCUGAUGGGACUUUUCACAAUGCUGCUGGCUAGGCGAAAGCAUAGAUACGGGCUUUUGAUGAAAGUCUGCGGUUCCGUGGGGGUGGUAUGCGCGCUGGUGUGCGUCCUCGUCACCGUCACCACCACGGUGAUCCACAUGUCUCGAUUGCAGAAUCUCCGCGAGUGCGUUUACACUGCGCGCGCGAGAUCGUGCACAUGUUAUGGUGCACCGGCAUCGAAGGGGGAUCCCGGUGUGCUGUUCGAGGGAACUCCUCACUGCGAAGCGGUGCACGGCGCGCUGUCGGACUGCCUGAGGGCCCUUUUCGGCGUCUCGGUGGCCGGUAUACUGGCCUGCAUAUUCUCGUGCAUGCUGGUGUACCAAUUGUUGAGUCACGAGAAGAAGAAGAUGUAUUGGGAACAGUUGGAGCUGCGAUGCCGGUCGUUGUACGGCCAGGGUGGCACCGUGGGACCACCAGCCGGCUCCUGCGGCUGCUGCAAUGAUUGCGGGGGUGCGAGCCCAUGGUGGGCCCAGACACCGGGAAAUCUGUACACGCCGAAUCCUGACAUGGCACCGUCCAGAAGAUGGCGAUUGCCUUGGACGAGAUCAAGAGGUCCAGCACCGAGUCCAGAUUCGAAUUACGGCUUCCAUACUCAGGCACGACCAACAGAAACCAAUGUGGAGAACGAAACAGGCCCUUACAGUGUUCUCAACUCGCAGUCGAGUGGUCCUUACUCUGUCUUAAAUACUCAAAGUGCUCCGUACACUCCGAGUACUGCGUCUUAUAGUGUUCUAGAAACGCCAGUGCCAUUGUGGGGACCACCACCUCCUUACAGUGAUCCGAACAGUCCUGCCAGACGACCACAAGUUGCCGAAUCGAGAGCCAGAAUCGCUAAAAGGAUGGAUAACUUCGAGAAUAAUGAAGAUCACAGAUCGAGAUCUGCAAAGCGUCCUUCGGACAAUUACGAGAACGCCGAGGAAAUUUCCAACAGCACGGACCCUGAGGGCGGGAACGAGGGCACCGUCAAAGGUAGGAGAGCCAGAAAGCCCCUCAAGGGCGUGGAGAACGGGGCAUUUCAGCAAGAAACGAAUCCCGGCCCGAAACAGUCCGAGAGCGAACUAUAUUUCGGUGACGUAUCCUCGUGCUGCGGACCCGAAAGUAGUUUUUACGAUCUGGCUGUGGAUAAAGAAGGCGCGGAGCAUCCGGAAGGCGUCGACUAUCUGGCUGCCAGGCUGGGCAAACGUCAGCUGUCGAAGCGGUCUCGACUGCCUCUACCCUUGCCCUCAGAGAGCGCUGAUAUCCCUUCCGACAAUUAUGCGAACAGCGAUGAACCGAGGAACGUGAGGGGUCCGUUUCUCGCUCCCGACGCGCAAUACGAGGUCAUCCAGCAGAGUCGCUACUCCUAUUACGCGUCGAAAGACGACGAGGAGCUGCAGGAGGGCCCAGCGAGUUCCGGUUACUUCCGGGAGGAUGAGGGCGAUAGGGUACGUGACAGGGACUACAGAGACUAUAGGAACGGCCAGGAAGACGAGACGCCGCAGUGUUGCUUGAGCGAUUCGACUACUUUGGACUCCGGCUGGCAGAGUGGCGAGCAACAACAAUCGGACGAUAACGUGCGACCGGUGAAUGUGUGAAUUUUAGACUCUCUCGUAAAGUUCCAGUGAGAAAAGCAGAUCGAGACGCGGAUGAUGCUCGUUUUCCCGCAGGAAACGUAUCACGCGAAGAACAAUUAGAUUGUGACGAGGGAAAUAUGACAAUAGUUUCUGACCUGUGAGUACGUAAUUUAAAUCAACUAUGUGUAGAUCUUGAAGGCGGCGAGCGAAAUAGAUGACUGAGAUUGCAGGAAUCUUUUCCUUUGCAUUCGAUUCGGAAUGAAAGAGCGGAAUUAGACGUGAUGAUAGCGUUCGAGCUUGGUAGAUGAGAUCCUAGUCGGACGGUUUAUGCACGAUAGUAGAUUUGCUUUUGAAAAAGGCAAUGUAGCUAAGAAAUUAUGAAUGCACCCAAUUUAAUUGGGAACGUGCGAAACACUGAAACACUAAAACACUGAGAGAUAUGAGAAUAAUGUGUAUAUAUCAGUUCAGAUUGUACCAAUCCUCUUUCUGUGAAAACAAAUGAAUAUUACUAACGAGAAUUCAAGAACAAUAUCUCGCAAUUCUUAAGUAACUGAAGUAGUCGUGACAUCGACGUGACAUCAUGACGUCACUCUCUUCCACAAAUAAUUAUUAAAUAGCUUAUUAAAUAAUGAUAAUUAAGUUCCAUUAUUUUUCAAGCUAACUGGUAAAAGUAGAACCUUGGCUGACGCGAUUAGUGGUGCGUACUUUUACGACUUAUUAUAUAUGUGAAUUGAAAUGUCAAACGUUUCGAUUCUCCUCAGUCUAGUAAUGUAAAUUACAAAGGUCGUACGCAAAUGCUAAUCUCGAUUUUGACGAGAACGAACUGCCAUUUCCUUCUUAAGAAGCUUAUCGAUUCAAUCUAUAAUCUAUAUGUACGUGUACAUUUUAAUUGAAAAUAGUGAAAUACAAGUAGAAUCAGAAGUGAUAAUUAACGCUGAUUCUUGAUAGAAUCUAAAGCAAUGUGAUCUGUGGUAAACAGUCCAGGCACACGAAAACUCGUGCUUAGCUCAUAAAUCGCCCAUCGAUGAUCACAAUUGACGAAGCGAGACGAAAAUCGGUCGUUUUGUGUUAAAACGUGAUCAGUUGUUGGGAGAAAAACGUUUGCCACGCGAAAGAAAAUACUCACGGCAAAUUCUGUGUAUUUUUGCUAAUUAAGCGAUGUUGCUCGUGUUGCUCGUAGUAACGAAUAACAGCAAGUAUAAUUAAAUAUAUUCAAGAGACGAGUGAAUGGACGAGAGCGCCAGCGAGAGAGAACGGAGAAGACAGUAAUAGUUUCAUAGCUGAAUUGUUGGUUGAAAGUGUAUUCGUGGAUAUCCGUGAACGGAUAAGUAUAUACGAUCGCAUUAUUAAGACGACAUCAACUUUAUGCAGUUGCUUUUUAUUUUAUACUAUUUAUUGUAAUUGAUUUGCUAAUAAGCUGCGAUACGUUUAUCAAAUAAUUUGCUUGAACUUUAUGUCGCGUGUUGGAGAUUGAGAUUGCCGAUACGCGGUUGUUCUUUGUUGAAUACGUGGUAGACCAUGUAUGUACAAAAGUGUGCUUUACUCUUGCCGAUUAGAUGUAUUAGCUGUAAUUCUCAAGUAAUCCCUGUCUCCAAGAUAUCAAUGAUCAAACGAUACCUUCGUAAUCGUAUGUUUAAUAAUUCAAUUUCGCGAUUAAUAAGUCGCAUCUUCUGAUGCCAUUUAGAUAUUUAAUUUACUCGUCUGAUUAAAUUAAAGAGAUCACGUUACUCGUGACUAAAGACGCUUAAGUCGUUUCACACUUUCGCUUUGAAAAUUCUGCACUUGAGCCCUUCGUUUGAUGAUUGCGCGUUAUCGUUAUCAGUGCUUUUACUGUCAAGUCGCUUCUUCUUCAAAUCUUGCGUCAUUGCGAGGGCGCGCACUCGCUUUCAGAAUUACAAUUCAGGCGGACCAAGGACAAUAUAAUAAAGAGACCGAUCGAAGUUAAGUAGCAAGUAGAAACAAUGUAAAUGAAAUGCAUAUUUUAUCAUAUGGAAGCGACGGAGUCAGAUUACAGAGCAGUAGCUUAAUGUCGUCUAAGUGAAUGAAGUGUACCUUAAGCGCGAGCCGCGAGUCAUAGCAAGUCCUGCGCGCCAUCGAACAAUGUAGUUGACGAUGAUGAAUGAUCAAGAAUAAAGGACGAUUUUGCGAAGAACGCGACACGACAAA